This is a messenger RNA of Anolis carolinensis (green anole), 3022 nucleotides long. It is a transcript of the gene acss1, whose product is annotated as acyl-CoA synthetase short chain family member 1. Gene Ontology annotation, molecular function: acetyl-CoA synthetase activity; AMP binding. Bases 60 to 2057 code for a protein of 665 amino acids. Lineage: Eukaryota; Metazoa; Chordata; Lepidosauria; Squamata; Anolidae. Gene Ontology annotation, cellular component: mitochondrion. The transcript is spliced from 14 exons. The record is from RefSeq and is a predicted model, not a curated record.
AAGGACGGAGAACGAAGGGAAGGUGCAGAGCAGCCUUGCCUCUCUCCUCCCUCGGCCCGAUGGCUUCCUUGGCCCGGCAAGGCAGGCUGUGGGGCCGGCCUUUCUCCUUCUCCUUCUUCUCCUUGGCCUCCUUCUCCCGCCUCUCGCCUUCGAAGGGAAGCCCCACAGAGUUGCGCCGGGCGGCCUUGGAGCAGCCGGGCGCCUUCUGGGGGGCGCAGGCCAGGGAGGCGCUCCAAUGGGAGGCCCCGCACCGCGAACACUGCGAGGCGGACUUCAGCCGCGGGAGCGUCCGGUGGUUCCUCGGCGGCCGCCUUAACGUGGCCGUGAAUUGCUUGGACCGCCAUGUACAACAUACUCCAAACAAAGUGGCUUUGAUCUGGGAAAAAGAUGAACCUGGAACUGAAGAGAAAGUCACUUAUGGGGAACUUCUGGACAUGACCUGCCGCCUCGCAAACACUUUAAAGAAAAAUGGAAUCACAAAAGGAGAUCGAGUCGCUAUCUAUAUGCCAAUGUCUCCACUGGCAGUGGCUGCAAUGUUGGCAUGUGCCAGAAUUGGUGCUGUCCAUACAGUUGUCUUUGCUGGCUUCAGUGCAGAAUCUUUAGCAGGGCGGAUCAAUGACUCUGAAUGCAAAGCAGUCAUCACUUGUAACCAGGGCCUGAGGGGAGGACGGAUCAUAGAACUGAAGAAGACUGUGGAUGAAGCUGUACAAAAAUGUCCAAGCAUCAAGUGUGUCUUUGUGGCUCAAAGAACUGCCAACAAGAUCCACAUGAGAAAUCAAGAUAUUCUCCUCGAAGAAGAAAUGGCAAAGGCGGCUUCUGUUUGUCCCCCUGAAAUCAUGGACAGUGAAGAUAUGCUAUUUAUGCUUUACACUUCGGGAAGCACAGGGAAACCUAAAGGAAUUGUUCACACCCAGGCAGGAUACCUGCUUUAUGCUGCUUUAACGCACAAGCAUGUAUUUGACGUCAAGCAAGAUGAUAUUUUUGGUUGUGUAGCUGAUAUCGGUUGGAUCACAGGACACAGCUAUGUGGUGUAUGGACCACUCUGCAAUGGAUGUACCACAGUUCUGUUUGAAAGUACUCCCGUUUAUCCUGAUCCAGGUCGAUAUUGGGAAACUGUGCAAAGAUUAAAAAUAAAUCAGUUUUAUUGUGCUCCCACUGCAUUACGUUUGCUACUGAAGUAUGGAGAUGAAUAUGUGAAGAAAUAUGACAGGUCUUCUUUAACUACCCUUGGAUCAGUGGGAGAACCAAUAAACAAUGAAGCAUGGCAGUGGUUCUACGAUGUGGUAGGAGAUAGAAGAUGUAUGGUUGUGGACACAUGGUGGCAAACAGAAACUGGUGGGAUUUGCAUUGCACCUCGGCCUUCAGAAAAAGAAGAUGAGAUAAUUCCAGCUAUAGCAAUGAGACCAUUCUAUGGGAUUAACCCAGUACUGAUGGAUGAGAAGGGAAAUGUAUUAGAAGGCAAUGAUGUUUCUGGCGCCCUUUGUAUUUCCCAGCCCUGGCCUGGCAUGGCACGCACUAUCUAUGGAGACCACCAGAGAUUCAUAGAAGCUUAUUUUAAAACUUACCCAGGUUAUUAUUUCACGGGUGACGGAGCUUACAGAACCAAAGAAGGCUAUUACCAGAUAACAGGGCGAAUGGAUGAUGUGUUGAACAUCAGUGGACACAGACUUGGAACUGCUGAGAUCGAAGACGCCAUGGAUGAACAUCCUGCCGUACCUGAAACAGCUGUGAUUAGCUAUCCUCAUGACAUCAAAGGGGAAGUUCCAUUUGCUUUCAUUGUGCUAAAAGAUGAAACCGCACACCCAGAAAUUGUUACCAAAGAGUUAAAAGAAAUAGUUGCCUUAAAGAUAGCCAAAUAUGCAGUGCCUGAUCAUGUUCUGGUAGUGAAACGGCUCCCCAAAACACGUUCUGGGAAAAUCAUGAGAAGGUUGCUCCGAAGAAUAGUGGCAGGCAGCAUUACUGAUAUGGGAGAUCUCACCACAUUGGACGAUCCCACUGUCAUUACAGAAAUAGUUGACGCAUAUGAGAACUACAAAGCUAAACAUCCUACAUUUUGAUGGGAAGCUGUGGAAGUUAGUUCCCAAAAUGACAAAAGGAAUUGCCAAACUCCCUCAUGCUCUGUGAGGAAAUUCUGUUUAAUUCAAGUACAGAUCAGAAGAUUUUUCCUUCCGAACAAUAUUGUACAUCACAAGUUAGACUCUUGUGUAUGCAUAAUGUGCACCGUGCCUUACCUAUCUUUGAAACUACUUCAGACAUAAUUUACAUCUAGAAAGUUUACAGGCUUUCUCUAACAUUUUAAAAAGGUUUUGUUGAAAUAAUACUCCGGGGAGGAGACUAAAGAGAAGGCAUGAGCUUUGUUUUCAUGUCUGUGUCUUAGAAGAUAUGAAGCAUCUUUUAAAACUUUGUAUCAAAGAAGUUGUCUGUACCUUUUCCAGCAAUGGAGUUAGGAAGGAAUGGUGGCCAUACCCCCCGCUCAUCCAAAUAACUAGAAAUAGAAAGCUUUGAGAAAUGCCCUUUAAUGGUGAGCAGCUUAGAUCAGCCAAGCCUCAUUCUUGCUUCUCACUCUUGAUAGCGCACAUUCUGCUGCUCUGGUUAGCAAUUUCUAAUUCUUAUGUUUUCUGCAAAAAAGGAGGUGGAGAAGAAAGAAAGAGCACUUUAUUUCCUUUUCUCCUCUUCCCGUCUCUUUCCUCAUUGUGCAUUUUAUUAUCUGGGUUAUCUUUCAACAAGAAGGACUUUGUCGAUAUGCUGGGUUAUUCUCUCUAUCUCUCGCACAUAUACAUACACACACACACAGCUUCAAGUACAGGCAAAGUAGGAUCACAUCCAAUGGUGAAAGGUUGAUGGGAGGGGAAUGCAACAGACUGCUGUAAAUAAUCUAAGGCCAAGCUAAUUGUUCUGCAUCCCUGCCACCUGUCUCAAAACAAGUCUUGAAAUGAAUUGAGAAUUUCAUAUAUUUUGGGCAUUAAUAAAUCUGCAUCAGAGCAGCUUGCAUUUUCUCCUCUGAUGAUGAUGAAAAACUUUC